This is a messenger RNA of Sphaerodactylus townsendi, 2738 nucleotides long. RefSeq names its product GTP binding elongation factor GUF1 (gene GUF1). Gene Ontology annotation, molecular function: mitochondrial ribosome binding; GTPase activity; GTP binding. The record is from RefSeq and is a predicted model, not a curated record. The transcript is spliced from 18 exons. Gene Ontology annotation, biological process: positive regulation of translation. Bases 578 to 2557 code for a protein of 659 amino acids. Lineage: Eukaryota; Metazoa; Chordata; Lepidosauria; Squamata; Sphaerodactylidae. Gene Ontology annotation, cellular component: mitochondrion.
UUCGGGAGUUUUACAAGCUAACGAAAUAUAUUCUAGCAUGAGCUGUUGCAUGGGGAAAGGUUGAAGAAUAUGGGCCUUCUCUGUUUAGAAAAAAAAAGUUGAUAAAGUGAUUCAUGGGAUGGAGCAAGUGAACUGAAAUAACCUUUUCUCUCUUUUUUGUAAAAACGAAAGCUAAUGGCCAUUCACUUCUUACCCAACAUGAAAUUAGACUGUGGAAUGUGUUCCCAGCUCUUCGUAGUGAUGCCCAGGAGCAUAGAUGACUUUCAAGGGUUUAGAUAGAUUCAUGGAGGCUAAUGGGAACUUCCAAAAACCCAAGACUCAAUCAACCAGUGACCUCUGGUGUAAAAAAUGCAUUCUGAGAUUUCGGGACCUUUCUGGCACCUAUCAAAAGUACUCUUUUUUCCUAAGGAAUGACUUUGCUCCAUAUUUGGAAAUGUGUUUGUGUUAGGGACUCCUUUGGCUGCUUAUAUCAACAAGAGUUCCCUAAGAUGAAUCUGUCACUGAGUCUGCAUAGUUCUGGAAACUUUGUGUGCUGCACCCCAGUUUGAAUUGUAAUUCAUGCAGCUACUCUGCAAUCAUGUUAAUACUUACAGAAAGGACAUGGUGUCUGUUUGUCAGGCUGAAGAGUUCACGCCAUGCCUCUGUAGCGUCGUAUCUUUCUGUGUGGCCAAAGAAAGGUCCUGUCCGUUGUCCCACAUUCGUCAGGCAAUAUGGUUCUGAAGCUGUCAAGGAUGUCACAGAUAUGUCCCUGUUUCCUGCAGAGAAUAUUAGAAAUUUCAGCAUUAUUGCUCAUGUGGACCAUGGCAAAAGUACUCUAGCGGACAGGCUGUUGGAAAUAACAGGAACGAUUGCCAAAACUGCCCAUAAUAAACAAGUGCUGGAUAAGUUGCAAGUGGAGCGAGAAAGAGGGAUCACCGUCAAAGCUCAGACUGCCUCUCUUUUUUAUAAGCAGGAAGGAACAAAUUACCUUUUAAAUCUCAUCGACACGCCUGGCCAUGUAGAUUUUAGCUACGAAGUAGCACGAUCAUUGUCUGCUUGUCAAGGUGUCUUGCUUGUUGUGGAUGCGAACGAGGGCAUUCAAGCUCAAACCGUGGCAAACUUUUACCUUGCUUUCGAAGCGCAGCUCUCCAUAAUUCCUGUAAUAAAUAAGAUUGAUCUAAAGAAUGCCGAUCCUGAGAGGGUUGAAAAACAGAUUGAAAAAGUGUUUGAUAUUCCCAAAGAAGACUGUAUUAGGAUUUCUGCUAAACUUGGAACAAAUAUUGACGGAAUACUUCAAGCAAUUAUUGAAAGGAUUCCCCCGCCCAGUGCUAGCACUCGUGAUCCGCUGAAGGCUCUGGUGUUCGAUUCUACCUUUGACCAUUACCGAGGGGUCAUCGCUAACAUAGCGCUGUUUGGCGGGGAGGUCCACAAGGGCCAUAAGAUAACAUCAGUUUACACAAAAAAGACUUAUGAAGUUAAUGAAGUAGGAAUUUUGACACCCAGAGAACAACCAACCUAUAAAUUAUAUGCGGGCCAGGUGGGCUAUCUGAUUGCUGGAAUGAAAGAGAUUACGGAAGCCCAAAUAGGAGACACUCUCUAUUUGCAUGCUCUGCCUAUAUCAGUCUUAAUUCUUUAUUUCUUGACAGGCAUGUAUCCAGUAGACCAGUCGGAAUACAACAAUCUGAAAAGCGCGAUAGAAAAAUUGACCCUUAACGAUUCCAGCGUUACUGUUCACCGUGAUAGUAGUGUCGCCUUAGGAGCUGGGUGGAGGUUGGGUUUUCUUGGCCUUUUGCAUAUGGAAGUUUUUAAUCAGCGUUUGGAACAAGAAUACAACGCAUCCGUCAUCUUGACAGCGCCCACAGUUCCCUAUAAGGCAGUUCUUUCGUCAGCAAAAUUGAUAAAGGCACACAGGAAAGAGGAAAUAACCAUCAUAAAUCCUACUGAGUUUCCUGAUAAGUCAGCAGUGGCGGAAUAUUUGGAGCCUACUGUGACGGGCACCAUCAUAACACCGGAGGAACAUAUUGGCAAAAUAAUCACUCUGUGCCAGAGUCGAAGGGCUGUUCAGAAGGACUUGGUGUACAUCGAUGCUCACAGAGUCAUGAUGAAGUAUCUCUUCCCACUGAAUGAAAUUGUAGUAGAUUUCUACGAUGCUUUGAAAUCCCUCUCCUCAGGAUAUGCCAGUUUUGACUAUGAAGAUGCGGGAUACCAGGCUGCAGAUCUUGUCAAGAUGGACAUUCUUUUAAAUGGAAAAGCUGUAGAAGAACUGAUAACUAUUGUUCACAACGAAAAAGUGUACAAAGUAGGUAAAGUUCUAUGUGAACGCCUAAAAGAUAUUAUUCCAAGACAAAUGUUUGAAAUUACAAUUCAAGCAGCGGUUGGAAGCAAAAUAAUUGCAAGAGAAACGGUGAAAGCAUACAGGAAAAACGUCCUAGCAAAAUGUUACGGGGGAGACAUUUCACGGAAAAUGAAGCUGUUGAAGAGGCAAGCUGAAGGAAAGAAGAAGCUGAGGAAAAUUGGGAACGUGGAAGUGCCCAAGGAUGCAUUCAUCAGUGUUCUGAAGAGGCAGCCUGACACAUAACGCAUUUGCUGCGUCUGGCUACUUUGGCCUGAAGUGGUAGAAUGGGCCCCACUGGUUGGUGCUUUUUGCAAACUGGGCAAGAAGUCUUGAAUCUCACAUGCAGUGUAAAUGCACAUGGACAAAUGUCACAGAAGUGUUUUCAAAUUGGAACUGACUGCAUAAUGAAACUUGAUUCCGGGGA